UGGAAGCUAACGAAAGGAAGUUCUUCGUGUCCCUUGCGAACGGUGGUGUAAAACAGUGUAAAACGGAAAAAGUUCCAUACUUUAUCUCAGGGAAGUAUGCCGCGUUGCUUGAUAAAGUCCAUGGCGCGGUAUCACAAGACGGACAAUUCGAGCGAAGAGACCGAAUUCCCGUGGCUGCCGCCGUCAACGGAUCUCAAGCGGAAGAGCCAUACGAAAGACGCAACGUCCAAGACGAGCAAUAUCUGGACCUGCUCCGGGCUGCCCAUCGUAACCCGUUACAGCUUCCACAAGAGCAACGGCGCGACAUUCGACGCCGAGUUAAAUCCAGCUGGGCAAAAUUGCGGAAAUACACAUCACGAUGCGGCGUCGAUCGACGGGCACGUGAACGAUAAUGCGGGGAAGGUGUCGACGAUAUUGCUCGACGGGGUGCCGCGAUUCUCCUCCAAGGCGGAGAGAUCGGCUACGCAGACGUCGGAGGCGGGAAAAGUCGCUAACGUGAUAAAUCCGCCGGUCGUGAUCAACGGCUGCGAAACGCAGACGCUCUCGCAGGCUCUGUACUUGCUGCCGAAACAGAAGCACGAGUCGGUCAAUGCUGCCGAGGGUAAGACGGCGUCCGCUCGAGAAGGCGCCCAGCACUGGAAGAGAAAUAAAACGAUGCACUACUGCCCGUACUGUCGCAAGAGCUUCGACCGGCCGUGGGUGCUAAAGGGUCAUUUGCGUCUACAUACGGGCGAGCGACCCUUUGAGUGCCCGGUUUGUCAUAAAUCUUUCGCCGAUCGCUCGAAUCUUCGCGCACAUCAAAGGACACGCAAUCAUCAUCAGUGGCAGUGGCGUUGCGGCGUGUGCUUUAAGGCUUUCUCACAAAGGCGCUACCUGGAACGCCACUGUCCGGAAGCCUGUCGCAAGUACCGUAUAUCUCAGAAGAAGGAGAUCCCUUGCCCAUGAAUCCCGGAUGGGGAACGACGGCGAGGAGUAGAUAUAGGAGUAGAUAGUAGAGGUAGCGACUUUUUAACUACCGGCGGUAGUUAAAGUCGCUCUCAACGACGUAUAUAGCGCUUAUACCAAUGUAAAGUCAAUGUUCUGACGCGUGCGUUAUAUGAUCGAAGUUUAUGCCGUUCUUUAUAUUUCUCAAUAAAAUUUCAAUCUUUCAUAUCGUCAACAGGUGUGCGGCAACUUUAUUAACAUGAUUUAUUGCGUAAUUCAGAUUUAAAAAUUCGCGAUAUACGCUGAAGUUGUAGCUAUACUUAUAGCUCCGUAAAGCUAUACUUAUUUUGAUCUCUGACGUACGA
This is a messenger RNA of Temnothorax curvispinosus, 1289 nucleotides long. Its product is annotated as zinc finger protein 583-like. The transcript has 3 exons. The coding region runs from base 97 to 945 and encodes 282 amino acids. Lineage: Eukaryota; Metazoa; Arthropoda; Insecta; Hymenoptera; Formicidae. The record is from RefSeq and is a predicted model, not a curated record.